AAUAGUCUUUACUAUGUAGACUAGUAGAUUUAAUGUGGUUCUAUUCUUCUUUGGGACCAUGAGCUUCGAGCUCUAUGCUGUUGUAUUAUCAGUUUGGGUAUUCUAUCUAUACUUAUUGCCAAUUAGGCUUUGGUCUAAAGUUGCUGUCAUGUUUGAUAUAGUCGCGUGAAGUUUGAUUAAUAGAUUUCAAAUGGAAUUUGAGAUAGUUGGUAGUAUUCAAACUUGGUUAUGGUCAGGCACCAAAAUCCAGGACAUAAAGCAUGCUGUGAACUAACAUGUCUAAGUGCUACUUGUGUCUCUUGUUGCUAAGAGUGAAUUCUUUGAGUACCUAUUCAUUUAAUGCCCUUACAUUAAUGCUCCUAGCAGAUCAUAUCUAUUAAGUAUAUAAAUAUAAAGAGUGGUCACUUUUCUAGCAGAUCAAGCUUUUGAAUCAUAAGUAUUUAGCCAAUCAAUUUUAGUGUGGUAUUUUAAUAGGAGGUACUUCGAGAAUCUUCAAAUAUGUUUGUGACAAUAAUAUUAUCUCAUUGAAUUCAUUGGGUUUGGGUUAUUGUAUCUGACCCCAAAGAGUUGGGACAAAUAUAGGUUGUUGAUGUUGACAACAAUGAUGAUAACAUCUUAUUUUGAUAUUGCAAAAAAUUAUUGUUGGUCAAUUGUAUGAUCUUACAUUUAUGCUCCUAUCCUGUGAACCUCUCAUUGUAUUUGAGAUCUCGUUCUUGACAAGCUUGGGAGUAAGCAAUAUAUCAAUGCUUGGAACUAUAAAUAUUGUUUAAGCUGAAUAAACUCAAAAGAAACAUUCUUCUUGGUUGUUCAUUCCAUCUCAAAUUCCUUCAAUUUUUCUAUCCCCUAAAUGAUGUCGAGCCCUGCUGCUGGAAGAACUGUGGACAUGCAGGGAAGAGACUUAAACAGGGGUGACAACAACAGAGUCCCUUCACUCAAUGCCCUAGCAUUGCCUGGUUCACAGGACAAGAAUGAAAACACAGGAGCUCUUGUGAAAUCAAGUAAUGAGAUAAGAAAGACAGCACCUGCUGGAGAUUAUCUUAUUGCUGCACUUGCUGAUUUUGAUCCGGACCAGUUUGAGAGCUUUGCUGCAAUAUCUGAUGGUGCUAAUAAACUUUUGAUGCUGGUUUUGGCUGUAGUCAUCAAAGCAGUUGCUGCUAGGGAACACGAAAUACUUGCUGAGAUCAGAGAUGCUGUUUUUUCAUUUAUUCGUAAAAUGGAACCAAAGAAGGUUAUGGAUACUAUGCUAGUUUCAUGUGUCAGAAUAUUAUACAUAAGAUCUCUGCUUGCUCGAUCACCUGAGCUGCAAUCGAUCAAGGUUUCUUCAGUAGAACGGUUCCUUGAAAAAGCUAAUGAUGGCCAUAGCAGAAGCUCUAGCCGUGGUAGUAGUCCUAGUAGAUCUCUGGUUCACUAUGAUUCAGUCCAUGGUUUUAAGGUGAACAUAAAACCAGAAAAAAAGUCUAAAUUGUCAUCCAUAGUCUUAAAGCUUCGAGGGAUUGAUCAGGAGACGUGGAGGCAUCAUGUUACUGGAGGAAAGCUCCGAGAAAUAACUGAGGAGGCUAAAGCUUUUGCAAUUGGAAAUAAGGCACUUGCUGCACUCUUUGUUCAUACACCAGCUGGUGAGUUGCAGCGCCAAAUUCGGUCAUGGCUUGUAGAGAAUUAUGAUUUCCUCUCUGUCGUGGGUGCUGAUUCUAUCAGUGGAAAUUCUACUAGCCAGCUAGAACUUCUGUCAACUGCCAUUAUGGAUGGAUGGAUGGCUGGUCUUGGUAUUGCACGGUUUCCGAGUACUGAUGCUUUGGGCCAACUUUUGUCUAAGUACACCAAGCGAGUUUAUUCGUCACAAUUGCAACAUUUAAAGAUUAUAAUUGGUCUGCUUCAGUCCAAGCUGGUGGGUGGGGGUGAGUUGAAUGAAUGAUUAGGUGGUUGGAUUGAUUGACCCGUCAAGACAUGGUGAGCCAGAUGAUUCUGAAAAUGCAUAUUAUUUUGGUGCUCGUGAAGUUGUUGAGACAAUACAAGAAAGAGAUGAUCCCCAUGAUGAUGAAAUACGAACAUUACAAACACAAGCAUGAAGGUUCUUGUAAAACCUAAGCCACAUUAAUUUUAAGAAAACUGAAAUAAGAACUCGUACAUAGGAAAUAUAAGAAUAUGAGCAUAGAUCUAGUUUCAUCAAUUAAACAUGGUAUAAGAAAGUAAAUAUAUAAACAUAAUGACAAAGAACCUGAUUGCAGACUAUGUCUUUAUCUUUAGCGUUAUCCAGAAGAUCUUGAGAAAGAAGAAGCGGAAGCAAACGGGAAGGAUCUUCCAAGGGGCUUAGGGGAUGAUGACACCGUAAAGUUUUUUGUCACUAGAGAACAAGAAACUAAGUUAAGAUGAUUUCCUAAACCCUUGGGGACCAAUCCUAUAUAUAGUGGACAUCUAUUAUCAACUUAUAGAUAAUAAUAGAUACGAGAUUAUAAGUCCAUAUAUAUAAUGAACAUUUAUUAUCAGUAUAUAGAUGAUAAUAGAUGCGGGACUAGUUUCUACACAUACAAGGUCUACAUUCAAUAAUCGAACUCAAUAAGUCUAAGUUAGAUCACUUUAAUGAGUUCGAUUUGUACUCAUAUGCACAACUUACAAUUAAAUCCACCAAUUAGAGAUAAUAAUCAACAAUCUCUCACUUGGGUUAGUUGUGAGUUGUACAUGAAAUAUAAGUAAAACUUUAGUUAAUAUCAAACUUUAUGGGUACAUAAUAUCCUUGUAAACAAUCUGGUUCAUUAAUUUCAUUGGUAUAGGAUUAAAGAGGUCAUAACUACUAUAUAUGAUCGUAACAAGUCUCAACAGUAAUUACAAUAUCAAUAUCAUUAAUGACAUAGAUUAAGAUGUAGAUGUGUAGAGUGAAAAUUACAUGAAAUAUGAUCAGUACAUGUCAAUUUUCAAUUGGUCUUAAGAUGAUCUCAAAAGAGGUCAGAUCAUAUUUGCAAAAUACUUUAUGCUAAACUGUAAUAGCAAAUUAUGAUCCAAACUGUAUGAUUCCAAAAGAAAUUUAUAUUAUAUUUACAAACACUAAAUGCUAAACAGCAACAGUAAAUAAUGAUAUCAUAGUCAGAGUGUUAAACAGAGAUAUAAAUUUUUAUUAAUAUUUUGAACUUUAAGUACGUACAAUAAUCAAAGCAAAUAUUUGUCUUUAUUAAUCAAUAUAUAGAGCAAUAAAAUAAAUACAGAUGAGUUCUUUUUCCAUAAGAAUGACUCCUAUAUCCACAACAUGCGCAUGAAACACCUUAGGCAUCAAGCCUUUGGUGAGUGGACCGACCAACAUGGAAUCUGUGUUGAUGUGCUCUACCAUGAUUUGACAACUCUGAACUCUUUCUUUAACCACUAGAAACUUGAUGUCGAUGUGCUUAGACUUCGACAAACUAUGUUUGUUCUUGACAUAAAGUUUUGUGGCUUUAUUAUCACAGUGGAUCUUUAGUGGUCUGCCAAUGCCAUUAACGAUCUACAAUGCUGUGAUAAAGUUCCGCAGUCAAAUCUCGUGAUUGGAUACUUCAUAGCAUGCUACCAACUCUUCCUCCAUAGUAGAAGUGGCUACUAGCGUCUGUUUGGCACUCUUCCAAGAUAUAACUCUUCCAGCAAGCAUGAAAAUAUAGCCCAAAGUGGACCUCCUACUAUCCAAGCAUCCAGCAAAAUCGGAGUCUGAAUAUCGAAUCACCUACAGGUAAUCUGAUCUCCGAUACGUGAGCAUAUGUCCUUUAGUUCUUUGUAAAUAUCACAUCACUCUCUUAAUCGCUUUCCAGUGCAAUGGUCCUGAGUUACUUAUUUGCCUAACAUCCCAACUAUAAACGUUACAUACCUUUUUUUUUUCAAGUUCAAGCUGUGGACACUGCGUACAAUUCUGCAUGUCAUACCUUAUAAGCACCUUUUCAAUAUAGGUAUGUUGCGAAAAUCCAAGAAUGCCUCUUGAGUGGUCACGACAGAUCUGUAUGCAUAAGACAAAUGAUGCUUCAUCAAAAUCUUUCAUUUCAAAAUUGCCAGAUAGAAUUGACUUGGUUUCAUAUAGCAGACCUUUAUUAUUGCUCGCAAGAAACAUAUCGUUUACGUAUAGAACAAGUAUAACAAACUUGCUCCCACUGAACUUGACAUGUAUGCACUGAUCAAUGGGGUUCUUCUUAAAUCCAAAUGAGAUAACCACUUGAUCAAAUUUUCAGUAUCACUGACGAGACACCUGUUUUAAACCAUAAAUGGUUUUUUUUUUAAUUUACAUACUAGGUGCUUUGAGUCCUCAGACUCAAAGUUCUCUGGUUGCACCAUAUAUAUAGACUCCUUUAUGUCUCCAUUGAAGAAUGCAAUCUUUACGUCCAUUUGAUGUAGCUUCAACUCAUAUUGAGCUACAAGUGUCAUGAUUAUCCUAAGGGAGUUUUUCGUCGACCAUUUGAUGUAGCUUCAAAUCAUAAUGAGCUACAAGUGCCAUGAUUAUCCUAAGGGAGUUUUUCGUCGACACAUGUGAGAAAGUCUCCUUGUAAUCAAUGUUUUCUUUCUAAGUGAAUCCCUUGGCAACAAGACAGACCUUAUACUUUUUGACAUUACCCUUUGAAUUUUGUUUGGUUUUAAAUAUCCAUUUAUAACCAAUGAGCUUCUUUUCUUCAGGCAAUUCGAUAAGUUUUCAAACGUCAUUGUCUGCCAUAGACUUCAACUCUUCUUGCAUGUCGUUAAUCCACCUUUCAGUGUUAGAGCAUUGUUUGAUUUCUUGGAAAGAUGUAGGAUCACUUUCCAACCCUAUGUCAAAAUCAUACUCUUGGAGAUAAACAUAAUCACGAGAAUUCGUGGUUCUCCGUUUCCUUGUGAAUCACCUUCAAUGCACUUGUGUUUAAGGUGGUUGAGGUACUUGCUUAUCAAUAUGUGACAAUACCUCAAUUUCAGUGGAAGACUCCUCCAAUUGCAUUGAAGAUGUCAUGAGAAUAUCUUAGUUCACUACACUCACUCGAUGUGCGAUGCUUAUAAUGUGUGGUAUGGUAACCACAUUGCUACUAAUCACACUAGUAGUGACCAUAGAAGGAUUGCCAAUGUAUUCCUCAAAAGAUACUUUCUUGACCUUUUCACUCCCGCUACCCUGAAUGAAUUUAGCGUUUCCUGUUUCGAAGAAGGAUCUAUUAAAGGGAUCAUAAAAUUUGCAAGCGUUUUCUCCUCUACAUCAACGCUGAAUUAUCCACAGCAAUGCCAACAUCUUCUCUUUCACUCGCGCUGCCCUCAAUGAAUUUAGCGUUUCCUGUUUCGAAGAAGGAUCUCUUAAAGGGAUCAUAAAAUUUGCCAACGUUUUCUCCUCUACAUCAACGCUGAAUUAUCCACAACAAUGCCAACAUCUUCUCCUUUGCAGUGACGUUACGUUGUCUUUUCCUCUGCAGCGAUAGCGCCCCUAUCUCAUCUACAACUCUAAACUGCAGCGUCUUCUUGCAACAACAUCGUUGUCUUCUCCUCUGUAGUGCCAGCGUUUUCUCCUCUGCAACGACGCUGUCUUCUCCUCAGCAGUGCCAGUGUCUUCUCCUCUGCGACAACAGCGCCCCUUUCUCCUUCUAAUCGUUCGCCUCAAUCUCCAUGGCCUAUUCCAACCAAACCUCCGACGAUUCAUCUGUCACAAGCCCUCAUGUUUCUUCCCAUAUAUCAAGCAGUUCACAAACACCUGCCGAUUCCUCCUUUGCCCUUAACAUCGGUCACAAACUCGAUGACCACAAUUAUCUUCAAUGGUCCCUGAUCCUGUUUGAAAGAAGCGAGAUGACGCGCUGGUGACGACGGUGAUUUAGCUACGGAUUGUAGCAAGAUCAUUGAUCAUCGAGGAGAGGUUUCCAACGAUCCUGGGUAUAAUCAGACGAUCCGACAAAGCGUUAGUGACCAAAGCCCGGGAUGGGGAUCCUUAGCAAGGCCAUUCGAUGCUCAAGUUAGUACGGCUCUGGAAGAAGAUGACAGUAGUGGAAAUGCUUGCGAAAUUAGGGUUUAUAAUGCGGAGUUCGCGUACCUUGCCAACGGAGAGGAUCCCUCCUUUUAUAUCAUCUCACAUAGCCUCCAUGAUCGUGAGGUGGUCCCCGGGUUGUUAGAGUUUGUUCAGUGAUGGAAAAAGUAUAGCCUGUAUCAUGUGUUAUAAUUCUCCUAGGAAUCUUUUACUUAUCCAUGAUGUACCUCUUUUGUCGUAUACAUUUUCCGCCAUUAUUGAAGGGAUUGAGAAACCUUGCUGUUGUAACUAUCUGUUUCAUAAGGAACCAUGUAACCUUCGAGGAAGGUUUUGAAGAAUAUUCCUUGACAAAUUUUGAAGAGCUGUCACCAUGCUGUCAGAGGUUGUCUGCUAGAUGUAUCUCGAUCGGUUAAUGAAGCUUGGCCAGUUUUAUGUUCAUUCCAGCUUUAAUUUGCUAUGCUAUGUAUAAAUACUACCUGCAAUUUGCUUAACCAGUAAUAUAAUGCAUAGAAUGUGCCAAAAAUACACUCGGGAUACUAAUAACUUAUUCUGGUUUUGAUAAUGGAAUAUGUCUGUGAGGGUCCCAUAAGAUUCUAUAAGGUUAAGUGUUGUUAUGCCGGGUCGGGCUUUGCCUAGCUGGGCAUACACUAAGAACCCUAUACUCGUCCGGCCUUUAUCCGGCCAGUUAUACAUUAUAAGUUCUAUAAGGCUAAGUGUUUUUAUGCCCGACCGAGAUUUGCUUAGCUGGGCAUACACUAAGAACCUUAUACUCGUCCGACUUUUUUUCGGCCGGUCAUAUACUAUGAGUUCUAUAAGACUAAGUGUUCUUAUGCCCAACCGGGAUUUUCCUGGUUGGGCAUACACUAAGAAUCUUAUACUCGUCUGGCCCUUUUAUGGCCGAUCAUAUACUAUGAGUUCUAUAAUGCUAAGUGUUCUUAUGCCCGGCCUGGAUUUGCUUGGCUGGGCGUACACUAAGAACCUUAUACUCGUCCGGCCUUUGUCCGACCGAUUAUAUACUAUGAGUUCUAUAAGGCUAAGUGUUCUUAUGCCCGAUCGGGAUUUGCUAGCUGGGUGUACACUAAGAACCUUAUACUCGUUCGGUCUUUGUACAGCCGGUUAUACAUUACAAGCUCUACAAAAUUGUUAUCCUACAUACCAUUUCCUACAUAUCCAUACAGACAACUUAAGUGGCAAAUAAAUCUGCGUACGCGUCAUCGCUCGUCGUGCUUGCUCUCUCUCUCGCCGCGAACCGACUCGGGUCUGGCAACGACUAGAUUCGGACGCGAUCGUGGCCCUGUGCGAUCGCGGGCCCGUGCGAUCGCGAUCGGAAUCCCGCACAAUCUCUUCCGUAUUCUGGCGCGAUCACAGUUGGAAUGCCACGUGAUCGCAUCCGAAUUCUGGCCGCGAUCUGUCUGCAUUUCGACACGAUCGCAGCCAUUGUGUUCGGCUGUGAUCGCAGUGAUCGAGCUGGAUCGCGGCCGAAAUCCCUCUCCCCUAAGGGUUCACUUUUCCCCCCAGGCUAUAGUGUUAGUUGGGUCCAAGUGGUCGGAGGCCGUCGGCGGUGGGCAGGCGGUGGGCGGCCGGCGGCCGACGGGCGAGGUGGAGGCACGAUGAACGACGAGAAAAAAAAAAACAAAAAAUGCUAUAUUUAAAAAAUAAAAAAAAUGGCAUGGCAGUAGUUCGUAUGGUUCUGUAGGAAAAGGUCCAUAGUAUAACAAUUCUCAUAAGUUCUAUAAGGCUAAGUGUUCUUGUUCCCGGUCGGGAUUUGCUUCACUGGGCAUACACUAAGAACCUUAUACUUGUCUAGCCUUUUUCCACCCGGUUAUAUAUUAUAAGCUCUAUAAGGCUAAGUGUUCUUAUGCUCGGUCGAGAUUUGCCUGGCUAGGCAUACACUAAGAGUUUUAUACUCGUCCGAGCUUUGUCUGACCGGUUAUAUACUAUGAGCUCUAUAUAAAGUUAAGUGCUCUUAGGCUCGGCCCGGUUUUGCCUGGUGGGGUGAGCAUGAAGAGCCCUUGGCUAGGUUGGCCUUCGUUCGGCCAAUUACAUGUUGAGAGCUUUACAUAGGGUUAAGUGUUCCUAAACUCGGUCGGACUUCGUCCGAUCGAGUGUACACAGAGAGCCCUUCAUUCGGUCGACCUUUUGACCUGCUCGGGUAUAUAUUGAGGGCCUUUAUUUGAACAACCUUUAAGUUUUUAUUUUGUCACUAUCCCGCACAGCUUAUCACUUGGCCGGGCUAGACCUAAUACCUUUAAUUGCCAGGUGAGCUUUAAUUUUGACUACCACAUCAUCUUGACCUUAAUGAUCACUUCAUCUCCUUGGUCUAAUAAUUACAACCCGUAUCAGUCCCAGUCCAUAAUAAUGUUUGUGAUCGGUCGUGGUUGCGAUGACUAUCUCACGGGGGGUAGCCAUCGAACCUGUUGCUAAAUAUCAUAAAUUAGAAAAACAAAAAAUAAUAUUGGCAUGUCAUGGCACAUUUGUUCCAUGAUCACCGAAAUAGGAGAAAACUUUUUCCUCUAUCCAUCAGCGAAAGAAAUUUGGGAUGUUGCUCCGAAAACAUUUUCAACCAGCGAUAACACCAGAGUUAUUCCACAUCGAAAGCACUCUUCAAGACCUACACCAAGCUAAUCAAUUAGUCACUACCUUCUUCUCCACAUUGACAGCGCUUUGGCAAAAAUUGGAUCAUUUUGAAUCUCAUGAGUGGAAGAGUACCGACGAUGCUGUAUACUUCAAGAAGAUUAUUGAGACUAAACGGGUAUUCAAAUAUCUUAUGGGACUAGACAAGUCUCUUGAUGAGGUGCGUGGCCGAAUUCUCAACAAGAAACCUCUCUCCCUAAUUUUCGAGAGAUAUUUUCUGAAGUUCAUCGUGAAGAAAGAUGGAAAAGGAUCAUUAUGGGAACUCCAACCAAGACACUUUGGUUUGAGUCUUCUGCCUUAGCCACUGCCACAGAAGAAUUCACAUCUCUUGCUGCUCGAAAACAACCUCAAAAUCUAGCUCCACGAAGAGGACGCCCACGAUGUGAACAUUGCGAGAAACUUGGCCACUAUAAGGAGACUUGCUGGGAUUUGCACGGCAAGCUAGCAAAUUGGAAGCCUACGCGAAAGUAUGACCAUUGAGGUAAUACUAUUACUGUUGAUGUGCCAAAACCAUCUCCCUUCACCAAGGAACAAAUGGAUGCUUUCUGGCAAAUCUUCAAGUCUCAAGUCACUCCAAUACAGUCCAAGUCACUACAGCAACCACUAAAGGUUCUCAAGGCAUUGGAUUCGGGGAAGAUGAUUGGCAGUGCUAAAUUCUGUUCCGGAUUAUAUCUCUUCAAAGCAAGCAAUCCUCUCAUUGGUAAACAACUCAGCUCUCGGUCUCAGUCAGUCAAGUAUCUUAAGACUUGUUUUCAUUCCAAUAAAGAUAGUGACAUUAUGUUAUGGCACUAUCGAUUAGGCCAUCCAAAUUUUAUGUACCUAAAGCAUCUGUUCCCAUCACUAUUCAUUAGUAAAAAACCAAAUUCAUUUUA
Zingiber officinale is the source of this 9420-nucleotide messenger RNA. Its product is annotated as kinesin-like protein KIN-14L. The transcript has 8 exons. The record is from RefSeq and is a predicted model, not a curated record. Bases 848 to 1912 code for a protein of 354 amino acids. NCBI's taxonomy places the organism in Eukaryota, Viridiplantae, Streptophyta, Magnoliopsida, Zingiberales, Zingiberaceae.